Didymella exigua CBS 183.55 is the source of this 945-nucleotide messenger RNA. RefSeq lists its product as uncharacterized. The coding region runs from base 279 to 674 and encodes 131 amino acids. The record is from RefSeq and is a predicted model, not a curated record. NCBI's taxonomy places the organism in Eukaryota, Fungi, Ascomycota, Dothideomycetes, Pleosporales, Didymellaceae. The transcript has 3 exons.
GGCGCCUGGAAGGAUUUGCAUAAUCACAACGUCUCACGAUAACAGACAGCAUCAUAUCGCACCAUGGUCCCUUCCGUGCCUGUCACACGCACGUCGACUAGCGUGGCGAUCGCCAGGCAGUCGCGCCGCCCGAUUGGAUGUCUCGCAUCUGACUCCUCGAGGCUGCGACUUGAACCUCGCGCCUCGACUCUCUUCUUCUCCAUGAUACCCACACACCCUCAGUCUCUCUGAAAUCCCGUGAAAGGGUUUACCAGCAUUACUUAUAUCAAAUUGCAAACAUGUCGUCCUCUAUUGCUAUCCCCAAGCGCAAGAAUAAGCAGCUCGAGCACGCGAGCGAGUCCAUGUCAGUCGGUAGCAGCUCGUCGAGCUAUCCGCAGUCUUCAUACGGUAGCUUCGAGGCUGCGAGCCCACGGUCAGCGAACAAGACGAGGAGGCCGAGUCUCAUGUCUGCAUCAUUCUCGAAAGCCGAGCACACAGUUGUGAACGUAGGAGAUGCUGAGUUCCCCAGGCUGAUCACCUGCAUCAAGACCAGCCAGGGUUUUGACUGGAAUCAGGAGAUGUUCCUGCCCAGCUACGCCGACUUCCACUUCGAUGACCUCGAGCGCCGACAGGACCCUGUUGAGGAUAUCGUGGUGACAGAUGAGGAGAUGAAGAACAUGUUCCCGGCAUCUUAAGGCCGAGCACCACACCGUCAUACAUUGGGCGGAGGCGUCCGAGAAGGGAAUCUACAGGCGUAUACACAAUCUUUGAUGGGAUAUGGGGCAUCUAUGGACGGGUAUCAUAAGGGCUGCAGGCGUUUAGGCUUGGGGAGUCGCCGGAAAGGCGUACCUACAUGCGCGGUUCUAUGUACAUAUCAGUAGAACCAUGCAAUGUACCAGAUACAACCCAAGCUUUGUGCAAACUGCCAGAUCAAUGCUGAUGUGUCUCGUAAUCAAGCCUCACUGC